Durio zibethinus is the source of this 805-nucleotide messenger RNA. The record is from RefSeq and is a predicted model, not a curated record. Lineage: Eukaryota; Viridiplantae; Streptophyta; Magnoliopsida; Malvales; Malvaceae.
UUUUGAGUAUUCAAAUUUAAUUUCUUUCCCCCAAGUCAGCUUUAUGAGUUGUGUAAUUGGAUAUCCUGAUCUUACUUACUCGGGUCGGGUGGCAUAGGUAUCCAAUUAUAAGAUACGAAUCGCAAAAUGCUAUCUCUGACUUUCACUCAGGGCUGAGCUGCACCGUCACAGACCCAAACCAAUCCGGCUUAAGCUUUACUCUCUCAUUUCUUUAGUUUCCGUUCUCAACAGCUUUUAAAAGAAGAUGCAGGCAAGCGAUAGGUUUAACAUCAAUUCCCAGCUCGAACAUCUCCAAGCUAAAUACGUUGGAACCGGCCAUGCUGAUUUGAAUAGAUUUGAAUGGGCGGUGAAUAUUCAACGCGAUAGCUACGCAUCGUAUGUAGGGCAUUAUCCAAUGUUGGCUUACUUUGCUGUGGCUGAAAAUGAAUCCAUUGGCAGAGAACGCUACAACUUCAUGCAGACGGGAUUCUUCGAUGCAUUCUGGAGUUACUAAUGGCUGUUCUGAGUGGUAUCCUCAAAAUUUGCAUUUAUCAAGUGUGCCGAGUAAUUAGCCCCUUUUGGGUAUUGGUCCUGAGCUCCUGCCAUUCCCUAUUAGUUGUAGGGAUGGUUCUAAUUUAUAUAGUUUUUACUAAAUGAUGAACUAAAAUUCAACAUCUCGGUUUGAUAAAGGAGUUUCGUUCUAUUUGUUAUGUUUAGUGACAUUACAUACAGUAUGAGAGCAAAGUCUUCUCUCUCUUUUAAUGUGCGUUUGUGCAUGUGCAGAACCGCAAGUUCUCCAUUAGUACUUCUUCUAAGAUACGGACUU